Molecule: messenger RNA, 1095 nt
Organism: Cyclocybe aegerita
Lineage: Eukaryota; Fungi; Basidiomycota; Agaricomycetes; Agaricales; Hemipholiotaceae
Source: the annotation of a GenBank genome assembly
AUGCUCACGUACCUGACGAUACUCGGCCAUGAUCCAUUCACGAUCUACCCCCUUCGCUCUAUGAUGGGCAAGGGACUUCUCAAGCGAGCUGCACCACACACUCGCUCUGCCGCCUUGAUGACCCCAGCCAUGCGAGGGAAACUCGCCAGCGACCGGUUACUGGACCGCUAUGCGGACCGUCUCCAUUUUGACGAGCGUGAUCCUGGCCAGGAUAGGCGCCCAUAUCUAGACGAGCUCAUUGCGAAAGCAAGGGCCGACCCACUAACAGUACUGGCUGCAACUGAUGGCUCUGUCCCUCAGUCCAACCAGUAUCAGGCGGCUUCGGCUGCUAUAAUCUACAAGGGACAUUGCGAGCUCGGGAGGACUCGCUAUGUCUCUGGCAGAGUUACCGCCCCAGAUGCGGAACUCAAUGCCAUCUCGUGUGCAGUGCGCCUUGCUGUCAAGCAGGCAAACUGCCAACAUAUUAUGGUCUUCACUGACUCUAUGGGCUCAGCCCAUAGAGCGGUUGACCCCGGCGUGCAUUCUGAGUGGUUUGAGGCGGAUGAUCUCCGUCGCAUUACCUUCGUCUACGUCCCUUCCGCUAUGCGGUGGGAUAUCCAUGGUGAAGCACACAAGUACGUCACCGAACUCAAAGUCAGGGUUGGGCGUCGCAAGACGGACAACUCCAUAGACGCGCUUCGCUCUCGAGCUGCGCACUCAGUCUUGGAUUCGUGGAGUUCCACUUUCCAGGAUCCAACCUACCGAGGCUCCGAAUUCUUAGAGCUUCAACAGCCUGACGGGCGGCCGCUACAACCAUCGUACCUCAAUGGGGGACCUUGGCUCUCAACCUUCGGACACAGUAUUACUGAGUUCGCUCGCGUUUGCCGGUGCAUAACUGGCCACGCGCCCAUUGGAGCGUAUUACCGUCGCUUCAAGAUCAACGAGCCUCAUGGCUGCACUUGCGGGGCUGCUUUGCAGUCCCGCCAGCAUAUCCUCUUUCGCUGUCGCGACAGAUAUUCUGUACACUAUCCCUGUUUUCUCGGGGAUAUUGCAUCGUUUAUGAAGUACAACCCUACGGCGUUUGGCUUCAACCGGGACCCGUCGGGUGUCGGAUAA